This is a messenger RNA of Cuscuta europaea, 1911 nucleotides long. Lineage: Eukaryota; Viridiplantae; Streptophyta; Magnoliopsida; Solanales; Convolvulaceae. The record is from the annotation of a GenBank genome assembly.
AAAUAAUGUAGGCGCGGCCGCCACUAGUAGAGACAUGUAUCAGAAAAGCUGGGCAUCUGUAUAAAAUUUGAAAAGGGUAUUGUGGCGAAUCGUCUGGCGGAGAAUGGUUGAAUGAUCGGAAAUCAAUUACUCCGUAAUUAAUCAUUAAUUAGUUGCUAGAUUUUCAUUCUUUCCCCCGAACGCAAACCUACCCCGGAUUCGCAGAACAGAACACCUGCCAGAUUAGAGAUUAGAGAGGUGUCACAUUCCAUAGCUGUUUCUGAUUGUCGAUCUCAUCGAAACUCCGACAGUCGCAGCAAACUCAUCGUUCAAGCUCAAAUUUCUCAAAAGGAAGACGACGACAAGGGGGAACACUGUGGAUUCAUAGGCGGCUACUUCUUCUGAUUGCUCGUUUGAGGUCAUCCUACUGGCCAUGCGACGCUGGUUGCCCGCUUUUGGCCUCUCCAGAGAGGACUUCUCCGAUCAAUAUCUUCCCGGCUUUGACAUCUCCGCGGCUUAUUUCUUUCAAUUCGUUUUGCGUACAUCUAGCAAUGACCUCAGAUGCUCAUGGCCCUAGCCCUAGAGGUCUUCUUUGCAAUGCUGGCGCAGGGGCAGCUGCCGGUGUGAUUGCAGCUACCUUUGUAUGUCCUUUAGAUGUUAUCAAGACAAGAUUUCAGGUCCAUGGGCUACCAAAGCUCGGUAGCUCUAACAUUAGAGGGAGCCUUAUAGUUGGGAGCUUAGAACAGAUAUUCCAAAGGGAGGGUUUGCGUGGGAUGUACCGUGGGCUUUCUCCAACAGUUCUGGCAUUACUUCCAAAUUGGGCGGUGUAUUUUACAAUUUACGAGCAGCUAAAGUCUUUACUUUGCUCCGAUGAUGAAAAGCAUCGACUUUCUGUUGGUGCUAACAUGCUUGCUGCCUCUGGUGCCGGAGCUGCGACUACAAUUGCAACAAACCCUCUUUGGGUCGUGAAGACUAGACUUCAGACUCAAGGAAUUAAAGCUGGGGUGGUGCCAUAUAGGGGUACACUAUCAGCAUUAAGGAGAAUAGCUCUCGAAGAGGGCAUCCGUGGGUUGUAUAGUGGUCUUGUUCCUGCUCUUGCUGGUAUCACUCAUGUAGCUAUCCAGUUUCCAACAUAUGAGAAGAUCAAAAUAUACCUGGCUAAUCGAGAUAAAAGCAGUACGGACAAACCCAGUGCCACCAAUGUUGCUGUUGCAUCAUCACUUUCAAAAAUAUUUGCAUCUACACUAACAUAUCCACAUGAGGUUGUCAGAUCGAGGCUUCAAGAACAGGGCUACCAUUCUGAGAAACGUUAUACUGGGGUCAUUGACUGUAUUAGGAAAGUUUUCCAACAAGAAGGUGUUCCUGGUUUUUACCGAGGAUGCGCUACCAAUUUACUGCGGACCACACCAGCAGCUGUAAUUACUUUCACCAGUUUUGAGAUGAUACACAGCUUUCUUGUUACAACAGUGUUCCCUCCUGAUCCUCACCCACAACCACUAUUGUGAGCUGAAAGGAUCUAUUGAAGUCGUGCAUUGGAAAUUACUGGCAACGAGUUCAUAGGUUGUGUAUCUAUGUACCAUGAAAAUCCAAGGUUGCAAGUUGCACCUCCAAAGAACAGAGUAAACACACCAAUGCCGAUACAUAUUGAUGAUGAUGAUAAAUGUGACAAUUUUAUUUUUUGUUGGAAUGUUUACUACUCCGUAAUAAAGAACUCUUUUAUUUUUGCUUUUGAUGGUGUGUAUUAUUUGCAAACGAAUAUUAGAGAGCAUCAGAGCAAUUGACCAAAGUAUUCACAAAUUGUAAGAUCACCAACCAAAAUCAAGUUAUAUUCUGUAUCAAGUUUCGCAAAACUUUGAAUUUUUGGGGUAUUUACAGAUAAGUUCUGUAAGUUUUACAUAAUCAUCUAUUCCACUGGGCAUGAGUUUGUUAAUU